AUGUGUAACAGACUCGCCUUUACAGACAUCAUGGCAGAAACAGAAGGCAGUUCUACGUCGCACAACGGGAUCUCUGGGGAGGAAGAGGCCGGCGGAGAUCAACACAAAGAUGAAGGCAAACACAGUGACAAUGGAGAGGCAUCUGGUGAUAGGAAUGUACUGGAAAGUGAGCUGAAGGAGGAGGAAGAUGAAGAGGAAGACACAGACAGCAUGGAUGGCAGUGGCCUCUUCUCCUUGACGGAGGACGGCGAUCGAGAGAGCGAGGGAGGCGGUCAAGAAAGAGGGAAGGAUGGUGGGAGAAGGGCAGCACGGAAGAGGAACAGACCAUGUGGUGGUGGCACCGGUAACAACAGGUCCUCCAGCUCGGACGAGGAGCUAAAAGAUGAGGAUGAGGACGACAAAGACGAUGAAGACGACGAUGAGACAAUGGAGGCGUGGCUGGGUGCUGAACUCCAGGAUCUCCGCGGGCCAGCGUGGCGUGCAAUUCCCUCACUGCGCUGCCGGGAGCUCGGAAAGGACUUACAGCAGUUCGUGAGGCGGGUGUGCGGCUCCCGCUGCCUGGUGCAGAGGCUGGAGCUGCAGGGCCGACUGGAGAGUCACUCAGGCUGUGUCAACACACUGCACUUUAACCCGUCUGGCACACGUCUGGCGUCCGGUAGCGAUGAUCUGCGUGUUAUCAUCUGGAACUGGGCCAACUGCCGUCCAGAGCUGGAGUUUGACAGUGGGCACAAGAACAAUGUCUUUCAGGCCAAGUUCCUACCUCACAGUGGCGAUUCUACCCUAGCAAUGUGUGCCCGGGACGGUCAGAUCCGAGUGGCUGAGCUUUCCGCCACCCAAUGCUGCAAGAACACCAAGCGGGUGGCACAGCACAAAGGGGCUGCACACAAGUUAGCCCUAGAGCCUGACUCGCCGUGCUCAUUCCUGUCAGCGGGGGAGGACGCCAUGGUAUUUGGAAUCGAUCUCCGACUCGACCGUCCAGCCAACAAGCUAGUGGUGGUGAAGGAGGGUGACAAAAAAGUGGGCCUCUACACCAUCUAUGUUAACCCAGCUAAGACGCAACACUUUGCGGUCGGUGGGAAGGAUCAAUACGUCAGGAUUUACGACCAGAGAAAGAUAAACGAGAACGACAACAACGGCGUGCUGAAAAAGUUUUGCCCCUCGCAUCUGGUGUCCAGCGAGUCUAAAACCAACAUCACCUGCCUGGUGUACAGCCACAACGGCACAGAGCUGUUAGCCAGUUACAAUGAUGAAGACAUCUACCUGUUUGACGCCAACCACAGCGACGGCGCUGACUACUGCAGGAGAUAUAAAGGACACCGCAACAAUGCAACAGUAAAGGGCGUGAACUUCUACGGGCCUUGCAGCGAGUUUGUGGUGAGCGGCAGCGACUGCGGACACAUCUACCUUUGGGACAAAGACUCGGCCCGCAUCGUCCAGUUCAUGGAGGGUGACAAAGGCGGAGUGGUAAACUGCUUGGAGCCACAUCCCCACCUGCCCUGCAUGGCUACCAGUGGUCUAGAUCAUGACAUCAAGCUGUGGGCCCCCACUGCCGAGGCGCCCACUGGACUUAAAGGCCUCAAAGAGGUGAUGAAGAAGAACAAGCGGGAGCGAGACGAGGACAGCUUGCGACAUGGUAACCAUAACACCACCCAGCUGCUGUGGUUCCUAAUGAGACAAAUGAGGAACCGACGGCCGCCGGGGACCCGACGCGAAGGGGCUGACGCAGACACCGAUGAGUCCUGGAGUUCGCCAGACACAUCCGACGAAGAAGAGGGGGGUCCGGACCAUGUCCAGUGCAUGUCCUCUUGA
Molecule: messenger RNA, 1809 nt
Organism: Nerophis lumbriciformis (worm pipefish)
Lineage: Eukaryota; Metazoa; Chordata; Actinopteri; Syngnathiformes; Syngnathidae
Source: RefSeq, a predicted model, not a curated record